Suillus fuscotomentosus is the source of this 2370-nucleotide messenger RNA. Its product is annotated as pyridoxal phosphate-dependent transferase. The record is from RefSeq and is a predicted model, not a curated record. The coding region runs from base 28 to 2082 and encodes 684 amino acids. Gene Ontology annotation, cellular component: serine palmitoyltransferase complex. Gene Ontology annotation, molecular function: serine C-palmitoyltransferase activity; pyridoxal phosphate binding. Lineage: Eukaryota; Fungi; Basidiomycota; Agaricomycetes; Boletales; Suillaceae. Gene Ontology annotation, biological process: sphingosine biosynthetic process; ceramide biosynthetic process. The transcript is spliced from 3 exons.
UGUUACUCCAUCUCUGAAGCUCGACAGAUGUUAUUUUUCCUUGAACAGGACAAGGAAACGCCGUCUCUCAUGGCAUUGAAUCCGCCAUCCCCUUCUCCGUCCGUCUUCAAGGAGAAAGAAUCGGCCAGUCAGUUACCAUCGAUGAUGAAGGCAGUGCCAUACUCUUCUGCUGUUCAACAAGCAGAUUCUCGUGCUCCCGCUCAUGAUAACCCCCACCCGGCACCAACCCGUGUGUGUUCCUUUUCCUCCUCUGUCACGACUUCAUCAGAAGACACUGUCGUCAAUGAGGACGAUGAUGACAACUGUCUCAUGAACCCUCAUACGCCGCCGACAUCCGAGCAGGUCUUUACUACCCCUCACACAGAGUUUGGUCACUGUGCGAAUGAGGCUUAUCGUUGCGUCUCUAAGCAUGACUACACGAAGCCGUUCCAGGAGUGCGCCAUCGAGAAACCCCCACUCUAUGUUUGCUUCGCUACCUGCGUAAGCAUCCUCACUCUCUACUUGUUGGGUCGUUUGCGCGAUUUCUUUGGAAAGCGUUUUGCAAAGUCUCGUUUCACUCACCUUAUGCCCCAUAAUGGUUACGCACAGUUGAACUCGGACCUUGAAUCUUUCUACCUUCGACGGGUAAAGCGUCGCAUGGAUGACUGCUAUGGCCAGCCUAUCACAGGUGUCCCUGGCCGCACUGUUCUUAUCCUCGACCGCUAUUCCCCCGAUUACAAUCAUACCCAGAUCUACACCGGUGGCAUGACACGCGCCCUGAACAUCUCAUCGUACAACUACCUUGCCUUCUCCCAGGGCCGCGGCAGCUGGGCAGAUGCAGUCGCGGAGAGCAUCCGCCGAUACGGCGUCUCCAGCUGCGGUACACGUCUUGACAGUGGGAGCAACGAUCUUCAUGUGUGCGCAGAAGCCCUCAUUGCAUAUUUUUUGGGCACGGAAGACGCCUUGGUCUGUUCUAUGGGUUUCGCCACCAACUCCACGUUUAUCCCUGGACUCGCGGGGAAGGGGUCCUUGAUCAUUUCCGACGAGCUGAACCAUACUAGUAUGCGGGUUGGAAUACAACAGAGUGGUGCGGCGGUCCGGAUAUUCAAGCACAAUAAUAUGGCAAGUCUCGAGUCCCUGCUGCGUGAGGUGAUAAGUCAGGGUCAGCCCAAGACGCAUCGUGCGUGGAAGAAGAUCUUGGUCAUUGUCGAGGGUUUGUACUCCAUGGAGGGAACACUCGUGAACCUCCCUAGGAUUGUCGAGCUGAAGCAGAAGUACAAAUUCUACCUCUACGUUGACGAGGCGCACUCAAUCGGUUCGCUCGGUUCUCGGGGACGGGGUGUGACGGACUAUUUCAACACCCCUCCUGGUUCAAUCGAUGUUCUGAUGGGCACGUUCAGCAAGGGUUUCGGUGCAGCUGGAGGAUAUAUCUCAGGGCCGAAAUCCCUAAUUGAUGCUCUCCGCCUGCGCAGUCACUCGGGUCCAUAUGCGGAAGCCAUAACGCCGUCCGUGAUUGCACAGGUUGUUGUGUCGAUGGCCAGCAUUAUGGGUGUGACUCCGGCACCACGACCCACCAAAUCCACGCUUUUCCCCAGCCUUGAUAGCUCGAUCGUCGCGCCGAAGGAAAGCGCAGAGGAAUUCCCAGGAAUGGCGCCUGCAAGCAUGCUGCCGAUGUGGAUGAAUCUUCGGCCGUCUCUCGCGGACGGAUCUGAAGCUCGCAUGCGUAUGCGCCGCCUUGCCUUCAACUGCCGCUAUCUCCACAUGGGCCUCAAAAAACUCGGCUUCAUUGUGUGCGGGCAUGUCUCCAGUCCGAUUGUCCCACUGCUUAUCUUUAGCCCGGGAAAAUUGUGCUUGUUCGUGCGUAUGAUGCGUGCGCGCCCCAUACCAAUUGCUGUCGUUGUCGUAGCGCACCCCGCCACUUCGUUUACUACGGGUCGUGCGCGGCUCUGUCCUAGCGCAUCACACACAAAGGAGGAUAUCGAUAUCGUGUUGAGGGCGUGCGACGAGGUGGGCGGCAUUCUGGACAUGAAACAUGGUUCAUGCGAGCGGUGGGGAAUUGAUGAGGUUUGUGAGCGCGCAGUGGAGCUUGUGCACUCUGUGUGAACGCCUGCAUGACUGUGUCGUCAGGUGUCGGCUCGGCCUUCAUUUAUUUGUCGCUCCCCGCCAGCUGACACUUCGGAGAAUUUACAAAUCAUUGCGCAUAUCGUUUAAUUUCGGUGAGAUACUACAUUGACGACCACGUUGUCACGACGUUUGCUUGUACAACGACAGAGUAUGAAGUUGAUGCGAGUAGAGACGGACGGAGGCUGCGAGAGGCUGCAAGAGACAAACGUAAGGACUCAGUAUAAUAGACUCCAUUAUAGAUGUAUAGAUGUACCUGCGAGAGACAAA